GUGAGAUGGUGACAGGGUUUACAGACGGAGAGUCAGAGAUAACAGCAGGAGUUUAAUGCAUUGUGUGCUUUUCCAUCGGCAGGCUUUGCAUCCUCUGGAUCCCUCCAGACUGUUCGGAUGGCAGUCGGCCAACACCACAGGCGGCAGCGAAGCGUCCAGCGAGCCGCCGCACUUCUCCAGCUCUCAGCUCGUCAGUAAGUUCGCCGUCGUCGAGAAUCUGGACUUCCUGUAUUACCUGAGUCACGGCCGGCCAGCGUUCGCAUUCGGGGUUUUCCUCACGCAGCAGCUCCUCGACUGCAGCAACGUGAAGCUCCAGGUGUCUCUGGCUGCGGAUCAGGCGUACUCGUUAGGCCUGUUGAACUUCAGCAGCGUGUGUGUGUCGGCGGCGUGUGUGUGUUUCUGCGAGCUGCUGGGUGUGUGUAGCCUCAAGCUGAGGGUGGAUCUCUGUGUGCUGAACCUCGUCCUCAGACUCUGGACUCAGACCUGCGAGGACCACAGAGACGCCGCUUCACUGCGGCAGACGCUCGUGGAGAAGGCCGGCAAGCUGGUCAGCGGUGAGAAACGAAGCGCUCAGGAGCUGCUGGUUCAUCUGGAGGCGGCAGUCAGAGACGCUCUGGAGAAGAAAGGCGUCUGUCGAUCGUCGUAUGAGGCGGCGCAGGAGUGGGCACUUCCUGUCCAGUUCUGUCACCUGCACGCUCUUCCUCUAAGCCCUGCGUUCCCACAGGACUGCGCUCGUGACGGACAGUGGCUCAACUUCCUGCUGUUUGUACAGCUGCACAAUUACCCGCUACAGCAGGUCAGAUCUCUGGCGGCCAGUUUCUGUCCGGCUCUGCAGUCGCACAUUUCUCUGGCUUUCCAAGAUCUUCAUCCCGAGCAGCUCCCAUCAGGCUCUGGAGGAUCAAGGGAGCUGCCGCUCACGCCUCCCCCAGAUCACGAGAGCCCCGAGCCCCCCAGAGAGCUGUUCCAGGUGCUGCUGGAGAGCCAGGAGAAGCCCAGUCCCUGGAGGUUCCUGCUGUCCGAAGCGGUCCGUCAGCGCAGUCCUGCUCUGUCCGUGCUGGCGGCCUGCCAUCAGGUCUGUGCUCCGACGUAAACCAGGGAUGCACCGAUCCCAUACUCACAGUGUUGGGAAGUAACUAGCUACAUUAAUUUAAUUACAAAAUAAAUGUUAUCGUAAUCAGUUACAGUUACUGAGAAAAA
Messenger RNA from Cyprinus carpio (common carp), 1197 nucleotides. RefSeq names its product spatacsin-like. Bases 56 to 1090 code for a protein of 344 amino acids. Gene Ontology annotation, cellular component: axon; synapse; cytoplasm. Gene Ontology annotation, biological process: chemical synaptic transmission; synaptic vesicle transport; axo-dendritic transport. The record is from RefSeq and is a predicted model, not a curated record. Lineage: Eukaryota; Metazoa; Chordata; Actinopteri; Cypriniformes; Cyprinidae. The transcript has 6 exons.